Molecule: messenger RNA, 966 nt
Organism: Eruca vesicaria subsp. sativa (arugula)
Lineage: Eukaryota; Viridiplantae; Streptophyta; Magnoliopsida; Brassicales; Brassicaceae
Source: the annotation of a GenBank genome assembly
AAGAGAGGACGAGAAGACCAUGAAGCUCCUCCUGCUCCCAAAGGUCGUGGACCUCAGCAACAAAAUGCAUCAGGACCAUCAGUUCACGUGGUGACGUCGCUACCACCCUCAUCACCACCACGACAUCCGUCUGUUCCUUCACCAUCUCACGGGCUAGUCAUCACUCGAGGCACUUUUAGUUACGAGGUGCUAGCAAGCGCCACCAGUGGAUUUUCCGAGGCCAAUUUGUUAGGACGUGGAGAAUAUGGAUACGUGUACAAAGGUAUUUUGUCUCACAGAAUCGAAAUUGCUGUGAAACUAAUGAAGGCUGGGAGUGCUCAAGGAGACCGUGAGUUUCAGUCAGAGAUCAAUAUAAUUAGCCGAGUUCACCACGAGCAUUUGGUUGCUCUUGUCGGUUAUUGCGUCACAGAUUCUCACAGAUUGCUUGUUUAUGAGUUUAUUCCCAACAAAACUCUCGAGUUUCACCUUCAUGGGAAAGGACGGCCUCCUAUGAAAUGGAGCUCAAGAUAUAAGAUUGCUGUUGGUUCUGCCAAAGGAUUGUCGUAUCUUCAUCAAACUUCUCUUUUCCAUCAGAUUGCUAAUUUUGGUCUUGCCAAGAUUAGUCCAGAAACAGAGACACAUGUAGCUACACGUCUGAUGGGAACCUUUGGGUAUUUAGCUCCAGAGUACGUUGCAACCGGAAUGCUCACAGACAAGUGUGAUGUGUACUCAUUUGGCACUGUACUGUUAGAGCUAAUAACCGGACGUCAUCCUAUAAAUGCAAACAAUGACUAUGGAGAUGACAGCUUUAUUGAUUGGGCACGAUCAUUACUUUUACGAGCGAUUAAAGAAGACAACUUUGAGGUUAUAGUUGAUAAGAAUCUGAAUGAGUACGAUAGGGAAGAGAUGGGUCGCAUGAUAGAAACUGCUGGAGCUUGUGUUCGCUAUGCAGCCGGCCGCAGGCCUCGCAUGAGCCAGGUAAUUUAA